Messenger RNA from Asterias rubens (European starfish), 11531 nucleotides. RefSeq lists its product as uncharacterized. Gene Ontology annotation, molecular function: nucleic acid binding; zinc ion binding. The coding region runs from base 268 to 11232 and encodes 3654 amino acids. The transcript has 5 exons. The record is from RefSeq and is a predicted model, not a curated record. NCBI's taxonomy places the organism in Eukaryota, Metazoa, Echinodermata, Asteroidea, Forcipulatida, Asteriidae.
CUUUUCUGACCGAGUAGCCCCACGGAGCAAGACCAUUUUGAAACCCUCAAAAAACACAUUUAUACCGUUUAGUGGACGUACACUUUGCAAUAGGAUUGUUUUGAUCUAUUUCGACCUGUAUCUGAUGUGAUUCCUCAUUGUAAUCUGUGACGUGUCUGUUGAGGAUUGUUUCGAUCUAUUUCGACCUGUAUCGGAUGUGAUUCCUCAUUGUUAUCUGUGACCUGGCUGUAGUUAUAGAGACCGUGUUAACAUCAUUCAUUGAGCAAGAUGGACAAAGUUCAAAGUGCACAGGUUAAAGUUCAAGAUGACAAGCAAGAUGAAAGCUCACCUGGUUGUGGAUCCGAGAAGACAUCAGAGAUAAUUUUACCCAAGGAAAAAGAAGGACUAAACCCUGGAAGUUCAUUAGAAGGCUCAGCAGAUGGAGUAACAGUAACAAAGGGUGCAGUUGAUGGGGCGAGUAAAAUAACGGAGCAGAAGGAACAUUUGCAGUCUGAUGUUGAGUCAACGGUGAAUGCAACUACAGCUACGACAGUUCAAGAUAAAGAACAAAGUGCAGACACUACGACAUCGUCAAGUGAGAAUACCAGUCCAACAUCACCAGGUGAAGUACUGGAAAGCAAAGAGGAAGGUACAAAGAGUUCAGACCCUAAUCUAUUCACCUAUCUGGGACUUGUGAAAAAAGGUGCCGACGGUAAGCAGAGUCCGACAACAGCAGUCGAGGCUUCUCCGUCUGUGCCAAAUAACCCUGGUGGGGAAGAGCUGCUUGCCCAGAAAGAGACACUUUCAACAGAUACCCCGGGACAGUCAUCAGAUCUGAAUUCCAGAGAAACCACCGAUCCUGAGGUUGAGGAUGAUCCAGCACAAGUCACCAAGAUUUCUGUUCGCAAGGAUAAACGUCAGCAAGUUGACGAAAUUCCUUGUGCCAGUAGUUCGCUCAGUGAGAUCGGUGAGGUUGGGACAACUCGGACCCCUCCCAGAUUUAUCAAGUUGAAUUUAGACCAGAGUAAGGAGACAAUAAUUUGCUGUCCGGUAGCCCUUUUACUCCAGCAUACCAACUAUGUUGACGUGACCCUGCAGGAAGACCAUAAAGACUUGUAUUCCAUCAAAUGUUGCAAGUGCGUCCAUGAGGACUCCGAACCUUAUGCGAUGUUAGAGCACCUCCAUGAGGCACACCAGAUUCAGAGUGACCUCAAUAAACUCCUCAACCUCAAUAGUCAGCACCUUGGCUGCAUGAGCCAUCCAGAAUGUGUGAGCAUCCCUGGGAUCCCAAAUCUUCCCGAGGGACUCUCCGAUUUGGACAACGGUGUUAUUCGGUUUAAUAACAUCGGGAUACCAAGACGUAGCUUUGCCUGUCGACUCUGCCCGUUGAAUUUCACCACCUCGAGAGGGCUCCUCUCUCACCACCAAUACUUUACACGAACUGUGUUGAGCAAAGAUGUCAAGGAUCCUUGCCAUUCAAAAUUCACAUGCAAGGUUUGUCCGAGACAGUUUGAAAAUUUUCUUGAUUUCUACGCUCAUCACAAAUGGAUGCGUGUCAACAAGGACUUAUUUAUCCGAGAGAAGAAAGUGAACAUCAUUAGUAAUUCAGGAGAGGUAGUCGCUAGUUUAAGUACCACAACGAGGACAAACGAAAAAACACCAUCUUCCUCUAAAUUUAUUUGGGGCUUCGAGGCCAACCUGACACCAGACAGGAAUGUUCUAGGGUACUCAAUUCAGAAUUUCCCCAAGACAGUCUCGGGGCCUACAGAUUCUUCUGCUGACGCUAAUGAGCUCAACACUGAAGCAGAUAACGCUAAAAAAAAUUCUGAAAUUCAGUAUGUUGAGUCUUCAAUUAGCUACCUUCCCGGAAAUGAGACAGAAGAAGCCAAAUACGGGUGCGGUAUCUGUCUUAAAACCUUUCCCAGACUCGUUCAAUUGCAGGGUCACAUGGGAUGCCACGCCAGGAAACAGAACCCUGUCAGCACUACAACUUACAUAGUACCCGCUAUUGAGGAGCCGAAGGACAUCGAGUACAAGUGUGGCAUCUGCAGUGACACAUUCACAAAGUUAUCCUUUUUGCAGAACCACAUGGAGACCCAUUGCAAACCACUCAAACAAAAACAGCUAUCUGCAGCUUCUCCUUUCCAGACUGAGACCAAAUCAUUCUCUGAAACAGUCACUCUCAUCUCGUACGCAUGUGACGUCUGCAAUAGGACGUUUCUCUCAGAGGUAAAGCUAUGGGAUCAUAGGCUGACGCAUGGCCCCGAAGCAGCAUUGAAAAACACAGUCUUGCCAUCGAAAAAAAUGGAUAUCAACAGAAAGAAAAAUCACAUCUGUACUGUGUGCAAAAGGUCUUACUACCACAAGAAGAGCUUGAACUUUCAUGAAACAAAAGGACCCUGCCAAGCGAAAUUACCUGUUUUUGUGGCCCCCCAAAAUGCGAUACAGCCGGUAAAGAGCCUAGAGAAACUUUAUACACCAGCUGGUGGAGAAACCAAGGAUAAAGGUGUAGUUCGCCGCCACAAUAGGAGAGCAGUAACAAACAAAGAAGAUGUUCAGGCUCAAGACGACCCAGAAGUUCCACCACCCCAUGACUGUGAUGGAUGUGACAAGAAAUUCAACUUGCUGUGGCAGCUACAGCGCCACAAAGGCUUUCGGACAAAAGCAAACAAAUACCAGAUCCGAAAAGGCGCCGAAACGGCUGUGACAGAAAUACCCAAGCCACCUUACUCAUGCAAAGUAUGUCAACAAAGUUUUGCAUGUUUCUGGCAGUUCAAAUCUCACCAGGUUAACCGACAUGCUCAACUUAGCAGGUGGCUUGCACAUUCGGGUGCCAAAUCAAUAACGGUUAAAAUGAAGUCGCGGGCCGAGAGUGCAGGCAGUUCUCAAGGAGAACCGGAAGCGUCUACUAGUAAUGCAUUUGAUAAUGCGACUGCUAGAAAAAGUACUACAGCGAGUCGGCUUCAACGCCUGCUAGCUGCAUGCAGACGGUCGAAAGUAAAAGGCUAUAAUACAAGAGCUCAGAAAAAGAUGUUUCAAAGUAAGGAACCUGCGACUACAGAUAUUUCCAUCGUUCUCCACUACAAAUGUAACGUAUGCGGCAUGCCUUUUGAAGGAGAGGCCUCCCUUAGAAGUCAUAUGAUAUCACACAGGAACAUGCGAAACAACUCUCUUCGAAGGUUGUCCAUGCCCACUACUAGUGGCGAGUCUGGAAGCAUCCCCCGGUAUAAAUGUGCCUACUGCACCAAGACUUUUGCUGGAAAGGCCUCCAUCAGAAGUCAUAUGAUAUCACACAACAAGAAAAUCAAAUCUACGAAAGCAGUCGCAAAAAUAACUAAUAAAUCUGGAAAAGCAAUGUCUGCUGCUGAGACCAGUGAAGUUUGUGAUGAUCAAAGACAAAAAUCGUCUUGUGCUCCCAAAAGAGGUGAGGACAGUGGCUCUGAGAAGGACGUUGCUGGCAGUGAAAUUGAUGAUAAGCAUGGUAAAUUAGAUUGCAAUGCGACUGCAGUGGAUGGAAUUGAACGAGCAACCCUCCCCAUUGUCCCUGACAUGGCAGAAAAAUCUCUUCAAAAAUUGUCAGAAGAAACUACUGCUAACAAGAUGGAUCUUCAGUCGGCAAACAUUUCCACCAUUCCUGAAUACAAAUGUGACGUCUGCAGCAAGGCUUUUGCUGGAAAGGGCUCCCUGAGAAGUCAUAAGAUAUCACACAACAAGAAAACGAAAGACAAAUCUCCUGAAGCAGUCACUGAAAUAACUGAUGAAUCUGGAAAAGAAAUGUCUGCUGCUGAGACCCCUGAAGUUUCUGAUGAUAAAAGACAAGAAUUGUCAAGUGCUCCCCAAAGAUGCGAGGACAGUGGCUCUGAGAAGGACGUUGUUGGCAGUGAAAUUGACGAUAAGCAUGGUAAACUAGAUUGCAAUGCGGCUGCAGUGGCUGAAACGGAACAAGAAUUCCUCCCCAUUGUCCCUGACUUGGUGGCGGAAAAAUCUCUUCAAAAAUUGUCAGAAGAAACUACUACUAACAAGAUGGAUCUUCAGUCGUCAAACAUUUCCAUCAUUCCUCGAUACAAAUGUGACGUAUGCGGCAAGGCUUUCAGCAAGGCUUUUUCUGGAGAGGACUCCCUUAGAAGUCAUAAGAUAUCACACAACAAGAAAAUGAAAAAUGAUGAACCUGGAAAAGAAAUGUCUGCUGCUGAGACUAUUGAAAUUUGUGAUGAUCAAAGACAAGAACCAUCUUGUGCUCCCAAAAGAGGCGAGGACAAGUGCUCUGAGAAGGACUCUGUUGUAAGUGAAAUUGAUGAUGAAUCUGAUAAAUUAGAUUGCAGUGUGGCUGCAGUGGCGGACACUGCACGAGAAACCCUCCCCUUUGUUCCCGACGGGGUGACGGAAAAGUCUCUUCAAAAGUCAUCAGAAAAAACUACUACUAACAAGAUGGAUCUUCAGUCUGCAAACAUUUUGAUCAUUCCUCAAUACAAAUGUGACGUCUGCAGCAAGGUUUUUGCUGGAAAGGGCUCCCUGAGAAGUCAUAAGAUAUCGCACAAAACAAUGAAAAACAAACCUGCUGGAGCAGUCACUGAAAUAACUGAUGAUUCUGAAAAACAAAUGUCUGCUGCCGAGACCAGUGAAGUUUGUGACGAUAAAAAACAAUCGUCAAGUGGUCCCCAAAUAUGCGAGGACAGUGGCUCUGAGAAGGAUGGUGUUGGAAGUAAAAUUUACGAUAAUCAUGGUAAAUUAGAUUGCAAUGCGGCAGCAGUGGUGGAAACGGAACGAGAGUACCUCCCUUUUGUCCCCGACUUGGUAAUGGAUAAAUCUUUUCCAAAGUCUUCAGAGGUACCUACUUGUAACAUGAUGGACCUUCAGUCUGCAGUGAUGAAGACCGCACAAGAAGCCCUCCCUAUUGUUCCUGACUUGGCAAUGAGUAAAUCUCUUCAAAAGUCAUCGGAGGAAACUACUUGUAACAAGAUGGAUCUUCAGUCUGCAGUGACGAAGACCGCACAAGAAGCCCUCCCUAUUGUUCCUGACACUGCGCCAAACACCUGUGACGCAAAUGGAAGUCACCUGAACAAGUCUGGGGAUUUAGAGAAAGAUACAAGUUAUAGGGUAGAGUUGGAGUCUUCAAGGAAAACUUCAAAUGAUGAGCAAGAGCCACAGACUUCCUUAGAAAACAUUCCAAUUAAUCCAAGUCAUGAUGAGGUUCCAAGCUCCAGUAUUUCAAGGGAUGUGCACUUGAGUGAGAAUCCAGUUGAAGCUGCGAACUCUUGUCUGUCAAACGAUAAAGAGAUGAAGCAACCACCAAACAAAACUUCUGAUGUAGAGGAUCUUUCUUCUGGGAAAGUUACUCCUGAUAAGACCAACCUUCAGCUUUCAGUUGAAAACAAAAAGGACUUUGAUUCGACAGGAAAAGUUGCAAAUGACGAGUCUGAUGUCAAGCCUUCAGAAGAACCUCACAGUGAUGAAGUGGAUUGUCCGUCAACAGAGAAUAAUUUGAGCGAAGGGGCCUGUACGUUGGAGCAAGGAUUAACUGACAACAGUGACGAAAAAAUCUCUUCAUCUGACAUGACAGAGCCUCAUACAAUGGAACUUCAGACCAGUGAUGAAAUCGUUCCCCAUGGUCUUAAGAUCACAGGAACUAGAGCAGAGAUUCCUCUGGAAAAUCCUAAUGUUGUUGCAGAGAAAGUAGUGGCCGAUUCGGAGCUUGAAACAGAGACAGACAUUCCUCUUGGUAGCAACAGCGACAAUCAGUGUGUUGAUGGACGUACAAACAACACCAACUCCAAGCUUGCAGAAGAAGGAGUGAAUGCUAACCCCAGCGCUGUGUCUUCAGAGGCGAGCAACAUCAUUGCAAAAGACAGCCAGUCUUCAAUAGAAAGUACCAUGACCAAUCCCACUUCUGUGCCAGACUACCUACAAGAUGAGACAAUGCACCGGGCUUUGGCAACUGUAUGCGUUAGAACAGGAGAAGAACCUCCAAAGAUGUACACUUGCAAAAUGUGCAGAAAAACAUAUGCAAAGUACAACCAGCUCACAUCACACAAGCGAACUCAUGCUCGGAGAAAACGCCAAGGACUAAAAAGGAGGACACCAAAAGUCAAGGAACCUGUUCCUCUUCAACUUACAUGUCACAUCUGCAAAGUUAAUUUCUUUGAUUAUCAAAGCUACUACAAUCACAAGGGCGCUCAUGCUAGUAUUAAAAACAGUACAGGUUUCGAGAACUGCCAAACUAGCCUUGAACUUUCCAAGGAAGACCAAUCUCAUGCAGUAGACGCUGAAGAAGUCAAUCCCCAAACAACAGAGCUUGAAUCAUCUAAGGAAACCCAAUCACGUGUGGUAGUUGCUGAAGACACCAACCGCCCAGUAGCAGAGCUUAAAUCUUCUAAGGAAAAGGAAUCUCAAGCAGUAGUUGCACAAGACGCCAUUCACCAAACCAUAGAGCCUGGAUCUUCUAAGGAAAAGGAAUGUCAUACGGUAGUUUCUAAAGACACCAAUCAACGGGUCAAGUCAUCAGUUGACAAAUCCUCAGAUGGGAUCACGCAGAACAGCCCCAAACAUCAAGAAGAGUCCCAGCAGAAAAGCAAGUCACCAGGGACAACCAUGUCUGCAGGACGUCUAGCGUCUGCCAAGGAUAUUGGGCUACAGGCAGCAGCAGCAUCUAAAGUUGCCAUGGUCACAAGUAGUUCAUUCAGAAAUGCGGGCAAAUAUGCCUGUGAUCAGUGCAGCAAGACCUUCUCACGUUUCACUCAGCUUAAAGGUCAUCUGGCUGUUCAUACAGCCAAGUUGCCAGUCCAAAAACGUGAGAAGCCCUACUUCUGCAAAUAUUGCAAGGUCAAGUUUGUAACAGCUGCACGAUUGCUGUCUCACGUAAAAAAACAUGGCGAUGAAAAAGAGUGCGAGUAUCUGAGGCAGAAGAUUGCUCUACAAGAAAUGGAUCAUUCAUACUUUAGAAAGGUGAUUGGUGGGAACAAGACGGCUCCGGAAAAACCAAAGAAAAAAGUGCAGAUCACAUUGUCCUUUGAACAUUAUGAGAGUUCUGAAUACAGGGGCUUGGCAUGUCCUUACUGUCCGAGAAAGUAUGCAAAGCAGUGUCACCUUGCGAACCAUAUGAAUACCCAUAGGAAUUACAAAUGCACAGUAUGUGGGUCUUCGUUUUUUACUCCAAGACAACUGUCUGUUCAUUUUCCAUGUCCCGGUGAGCUUCUUAAACCCAAGGAGGAUCCAAAGAUUAAACCCAAGGACGACCCAAAGAUUAAACAAAAGGACGACCCAAAGAUUAAACAAAAGGACGACCCAAAGAUUAAACAAAAGGGUGACGCAAAGAAGGCACAGGAAUCAAAAGUCAAGCCCAAACCUGUUCCAAUUUCUGUGAGCCGGAAGCCAACUAAUUCUACUCCUGCGCCCGGAAGUGUGCCUCUAAUAUUGGCUUGCAAUCAGAGCAGUGUAAUACUGACGAAAAUUUUCAGAGUAUUCCUGUCCGGUCUCAGGCACCAGAAGAAAGCAGCCAUACAUCAAAGAUCUAAAUGGUUCCAGCCUAACCGGAGCUUACAGCGAGCUGCUUUGAAGUGUCACCAAGCCAGGUUGCAGAAGAUACUGGGUUCUCUACGGAAGGCCAUCAUCAUGGAGAUUGAGGAAGACACGCACAAAGUGGUCUAUGAUUGUUCGGAAUGCCGUAAGAGCUCCUUCUGUCACAAGGCAAUCCUCAGGCACUUCCUUCAAAAACAUUUGCCACAAACUGAGGAGAAGGUGAAGGAGAAAGAUAAGGUGAUGGAGAAAGAGAAGGUGAAGGAGAAAGAGAAGGUGAAGGAGAAAGAGAAGGUGAAGGAGAAAGAGAAAGUGAAGGAGAAAGAAAACGUGAAGGAAAAAGAGAAGGUCAAGGAAAAGGAGAAGAAAGAGUUACCCGCAUCGCCUGAAGUUCAAAUUAUAGAGGAGCGACCUUCUGGUCGCUUCAGGAACUGUCCGAUAUGCAAACGCUCCUCUGGCUUUCAGUGUCAUCUUCACAACAAGGCUAAAAACACUGAAACUGAAACUGAAGUUGAGAUUGACAAUGACGCUGACUUUGACAUUGAAACGGAGGGUCCAAAAAAAUACAGAAAGAAAAAGUCAUUUCCCUGCGAUAUAUGCAGACAGAAAUUCACCCAGCGGAGCCGGCUGAUGAGGCACAAAGCAAGCCACAUGGUGUAUAAGGACAGCGCAAGGAUUGCCUGCCAAUUUUGCAAGUACACAGCUAUAUCAAGAUUUGCUAUGGCUGCCCAUCUCAAAAUACACAGGAAGCGGAUUUCUAAGCGCCCCACACGAGACGGAGUAAUGGAAUUGGGUGGGAAGCGGAUUUCUAAAAGCUUCACACGAGACGAAGUAAUGGAAUUGGGUGAGAAGCGUAUUUCUAAGCGCCCCACACGAGACGGAGUUAUGGAAUUGGGUGAUAAGCCGAAGUUUGUCAAGAUAAAACCCAAAGAUGCUAGUGUUUACACAUGCAGAACCUGUGGCAAAUUCUUCACAAGUGUGAGAGCUUUCAGCAGUCAUACUCAAGAGCAUGAAGACGAGGACUCCUCUAUAGUUCAGCAUGAGAACAGCACUAACCCAAGUGAGAAUAUCAUCAAUCAAGACUCGCAACAGGGAAGUAGCGUCAAUCCUUCUACGCAGCAGUUGAAAACCAUUCCUGGUCCCAUGAAAUUGAACACCAAUCCUUCUCUGCAGCAGUUGAACACCAAACUUACUCCGCAGAAAGUGGACACUAAUCCUUCUCCGCAGCAGUUGAACACCAAUCUUACUCCGCAGAAAGUGAACACUAAUCCUUCUCCACAGAAAGUGAACACCAAUCCUUCGUCGCAACAGUUGAAAACUAAUCUUGCUCCCCAGCAUUUGAGCAACAAUUCUACUCCACAGCAGUCAAACACCAAUCCUGCUCCACAGCAGUUGAGCACCAAUCCUGCUCCACAACAGUUGAGCACCAAUCCUGCUCCACAGCAGUUGAGCACCAACCCUACUCCGCAGAAAGUGAACACCAAUCCUUCGUCGCAGCUGUUGAGCACCAGCAAACCUAUCCUAGCGAAAAGCGGCAGCAUAAUUCUCAUCCUGCAGCAUGGGAAAAACAACAGUGCAACCAACACUUCUAACAUGCAGUUUGUGAAAGUCAGCAACCCUCCUACUGUGCAACGUGUAGUCAGCAACCCUAUUGCUCUGCAAAACACAACUCCCAAUCUGCAGAAUGGCAACAGCAGCACGCAGCAUGGAGACAACACCAGCCCCACUGUACAGCAGGUUGACACUCCAGCCGUGGAGAAUGUGGUGAACAGCAAGCAUAAACUGCAGAAUGAAGAGGCCAACCCGAAACGGCGGAAAUCGAGAAAACAACCUGAGGUGAACUUGCCAUUCUCAUGUGCUAAGUGCCCCGAAUUCUUCACGACCACAGAAAGGUUGUGGGACCACAUUAUCAAGGAACACACUGCUGCGAACACUUACAAAUGCACCAAGUGUUCAUUUGCCACAGACAGCCCAUCCUCUCUCCAUCGUCAUGAGAAAAAACAUGAAGAGAGCAGCCUAGAAAAGAAAAAGUGGCACUCAUAUCUUCGAGAUGUGUUACACUCCAACUUAACAGCACCAAGUGCUGGUCUUCCAAACAGCCCUAUGAAAAAAGUGAGGAAUGGAUCGCAGGCCGGUGAUAAAAGUCAGUCUGACAGUGUUUCACCCAAAAAGACGGGAAAACUUGAAGUGCAAACGAACUCCGGUUACCAAACCAUUAAGAAUCCCAGAUCUGAAGUUCAGACAUCGGAAACCGUUUCUCAACCUCCUUCAGGGUGUGACACUUCACAAAACUCAGAGGGAAGUUCCUGGAAGCCCGCCGAGUCUCCUGACGAGUAUUUUGCAUGCUCUCAGUGCAAAGACUUCCGUGCUUCGACUCAGAAAGAAUGGGACCUACAUAUCCUGACGGUUCACAAAGGCAGCACUACUGAUAAGUUCUCUUGCAAAAUGUGUCAGUAUACCACCACGAGUAAACAACGCUUGGAGCGUCAUAUGAAACUACAUCGACGCAUGACGCUUCAGUGUGACUCCUGCGCGUACCGCACCCCACAGAGGCACCAGAUGAUUCGCCACGUCCAGACCGUACACAAGCAGCAGAAACCAUUCAAAUGCAAGACCUGCAGCUACUCAACUGCAUACAACCACCACCUCAGGAGGCAUGCAGAGAAGCACAAGAACCCAGACUUCAGAUGUCGUUAUCGGAAAUUCAUGAAGAGCGGUGACUGGCACAAGGUAGAUAACGUUAAAGGCAACGCUAGCAUGCUCUGCAAGGAGUGUGGAUGCGAAUUUCGAAACAAGAAAACUCUACGUCGUCACCAACUCAAGAAGCAUUUCCGGAUAACCAUUGCUGCUUCAUCCGGUCGUCCCAAUUCGUUGGGUCCCAGUCUGGAUGUGGAGAGGUCUUUUUCUGUAAUACAACCACAAUCUGGGACUGUAGGACAUGCAGUGUUCAGUGAGCAAGUCCAAGAAGUCCAUCAGUGUUCAAUUUGCGCUAUGGUGUUCAGACGUCGCUCCGAUCUCAACCAACACGUGUCAAAGGGUCAUCCAAAGACCAAGACCAGCCUUCCAUCCCAGUGUCCACAGUGCGGCAUUGUGACCGGUAGCGAACAGCUUGAAGACCACAUGAAGAUACACGAGGAAGAGAACCUUCUGUCCUGCACUGAGGAAGGAUGUCAGUUUAAGACGGCCGAGUCGAUCCACCUCCAGCGCCAUCAGGCAAAGCACGCCGCCCAGAAAGAAGUUCUCCACUCAUGUCGCCCCUGCCAGAUGAGUUUCCCAGAUCUGAGCAGCCUUGAGGUGCACAACAACCAGCAUCACACUAAGCUGCCGAACAUCAUCAGCCACAAAGACCCCUUCUUUUGUACUCAGUGCCCGUACCAAAGCCCCUGUGAGAAGGACGCCAACCGCCACUGGAAGCUCCACAACUACAAUCAGUCGUUCCAGUGUGAGUACUGCGUCUUUUCUACAUCGACCGCUGCUGCUGUCGCCACUCAUCGGAAGAUUCACUUCGGUGGACGCCGCUUAUCCGCCGCCUUUGUCCCGAAGAAGACCAGAAAGACGAGAUCAACAGGACAGGAGUGGAGUCCGGGUAAGAGCGGCGGGACUUCUCUGCAGCAGCAUUUGUUCAUGAGCAAUCAGGGUAAGAAGUUGUACGAGUGUAGGUAUUGUCAGAGAUUCUUUGAAGUGGCCGAGGCGUGGCAGCGCCAUGAGCUGAGGCAUAUGGCUGAGUGGCCUCAAUGUUAACCUACACUACCUCAAUCAUGAGAAUAGAGUGUUUGUCGCAUUCCCAAAAAUGAGUGUUAGAGUAGCAGCCUCCAUAAAGUCAAAUGCUGCACAACAGCCUAUUGGGUUUAUUUUUUUUGGGGGGGGGGACCAAAAGUAAAAACGAUGCAAAUAUCUUUGAUGAUGAUAAUCACUCUGUAUUUCUCUCAAUUUCUGUCAGUGAAAUGGGAGGCGUCUGAAAGUAUUACAUGUAUUAAAGGCAGUGGACACUAUUGGUAGUUACUCAAAAUAAUUUUCAUCAUAAAACCUUUCUUCAUUAC